UUCAGUUUGAUCAUGAAUUUAAGUCUAUUGGGUUUUUCACUACCUGAAUUUGGACUGAUUGAAAGGUACAUUACUAUGAAGUUGUAACGGGGAUGUGAGAUUGAAUCUAAGCCCUUUUUUGAGGAUUUGGGUAUUUAGAGGUGGAAUAGAAACCAUCACAUGCCUCCUGUUGCGAAGCUGAAGGGAGAAAUGAUACCAUAUAUUUCUAUAAUCCUACUGGUAUUUGAUAAUCAGUUCAGUUCAGUCCAAGAUCAUAAUACUUGGCAGACAAGUGAAGGUCCUGAAGGAUCGGCUAUUGUUUGUUCUUUCUCCUUUCAGACUGGUUACUGGCUGUUAGAGAAUUUUCAGGAUGAGUUAGAGAUUACUUCAAAGGUUUUAGGACGAAAAGGAAGUUAUUCAGGAAUAAUUGUUCUUGUCAGAAACAAAGUAACAGCGGAGUUAAUUGCUGAAGGUUGCCAUUCAUUGUUUGGCAAAAAUGCUAGCAAACUCUAGUUCCAUUCCAAGUUUCUGUAAGAAAAUCCUUCUAGGGCACCGGUGGAUGUUGUUGUUACAAGUACUAUCUAUUGAAUUGCUUUCAUGUAAGUAUAUUAUGUGAUUUUGGACCUAAUAAAGAUUCUGCAUUGUGGCAAAUAUUGUACAAGUUCCAAAACUUCUGGCAUAAUUUUUCUUUCAUUAUUGGUCUACCGUUUGCGGAUAGUCAGAAUGUUAAGCUCAAGUUGGCAAAUGAAAUAGAGGGGCAAAACUAAAAUUGUGUUUCCAUUAUUGCUUCAAAGAGCAAUAGGAGACACAUGAGCUAUGGCAUUGUGUCAUCCAUCUUUCUUACCCUGUU
This is a messenger RNA of Durio zibethinus, 829 nucleotides long. NCBI's taxonomy places the organism in Eukaryota, Viridiplantae, Streptophyta, Magnoliopsida, Malvales, Malvaceae. The record is from RefSeq and is a predicted model, not a curated record.